Sinocyclocheilus grahami is the source of this 1955-nucleotide messenger RNA. Its product is annotated as transmembrane protein 41A-B-like. The transcript has 5 exons. NCBI's taxonomy places the organism in Eukaryota, Metazoa, Chordata, Actinopteri, Cypriniformes, Cyprinidae. The record is from RefSeq and is a predicted model, not a curated record. The coding region runs from base 116 to 952 and encodes 278 amino acids.
CUUGCAUGGGCUGGAGACGUAACAUGUAUAAACUGCCCACUGACCGGAUCUGCUAUUUAACAGGUGUAGCAGCAAGUGCAACAGUGUCGUCUUUAGACAGAUCUAGUCCGGGACUAUGCGCUCAGUCUGGGGUUUAAUUGCCUUGGUGGCCACGGCAACUUUUUACUUGUACCUGCUGUCUGUGUUCCUUCCGCCGGGUCCGCGUGCCGCCCGGCUUCACGACGUUCAACCUCAACACACCGCCGACGAACCGCAGGAGGAAGAACUCAGGUUGAAGUUCCCAUCUGAUCUGAAUGAGUUGAGGGAACUAGCUGAGCUGCUGCAGUUCUAUAAGGCAGAACACACUGGAUAUGUGUUCAUCCUCUUUUGCAGUGCCUACCUCUACAAGCAGUCCUUCGCCAUUCCAGGCUCAUCCUUUUUGAACAUGCUGGCGGGGGCAUUAUUUGGGCCAUGGCAUGGACUCCUCAUCGCCUGCACUUUGACUACUGUGGGUUCCACCAACUGCUACCUGCUGUCCCGUACAUUUGGCAAACGCCACAUCGUCAGGCUCUUCCCUGAGAAGGUGGCCAUGCUGCAGAGAAUGGUGGAAGAGAACAGGAGUAGUUUGUUCUUCUUCUUGCUCUUUCUGCGGUUCUUUCCCAUGACGCCAAACUGGUUUCUGAAUGUCACCUCUCCAAUCCUCAACAUCCCCAUCCCCAUAUUCUUUUUCUCCAUCCUCAUUGGUCUAAUCCCUUAUAAUUUUAUCUGUGUCCGUACGGGUGCCAUCUUGUCUGAGAUCCACUCGUUGGACGACAUCUUUUCUUGGAGGACCCUGUUUCAGCUCCUGUUGAUCGCGUGUGUGGCUCUACUUCCUGGAGCUCUGAUCCGCCGCUAUAGUCAGGCCCAUCUCAAACUUGAUGGCCUGGAACCCAAUGGACACCAAAAGGUCCUGAAUGAUCGCAAGACUAGAUGAACCGAAGACACACAGAAGAGGAGACUGCAGUCUGUAAAUAUGGGACUGAUCAUUGGUCUGGAGUCACACCUGAGGAUUUGGUUAUGAAUGUCUGAAUGCAGAGUGGAACUGACAUGGAAAGAAAUAGAAAAUAUGAAUUACCAAAUGUCUAUAAUUGCUGACAUUACAUAUAUAACACUGGACAUUGCCUCAUUAUAUAGGAAAAAAUUAAUCUGACGGCCUAGCCUUUACGUUUUUUUAUUGAAGCAAAACAUAUUUAUGUUUUCAAAUGUUGUUUAGUGACCAUGUUUGUUUGUAGCUUUGUGUGUUUAUGGCUUUAUUUAGUUGUGGAAACUGUAAAUAACUGUAAGUUCCAUGUGUUUUUGAGUGUUUACACAUUUUACCAAAAUAGAACUAAUGAUAAGUUAACCCCCCCCCAAUUGUAAAUAGCUCUAAGGUAACAAAAUCUUUCUGCUCAAGACCUGCACAUAAAAAAUUAUUUAUUGCAUAAAAAUAUUUGUAUUUAAAAGUAGUACUAGUUUUACUUAAACUGUAUCCAACUUUAUAACUUAAAAAGAGAUGCAGCCAUUUGUAACUUGAAUGUGCGAGGCUUGCCGUGUCAUUCUUGUAAUAUUAUUUCAACAGAAUGUAGUCAUAAACACUGGUUUGCAGCACAAAUAGUUUUUCAGUUACUGCACUUAUUCUUGUUAUUACCUAUACCAGCUAAUGAAUCAGGAUUUGCAAAUUCAUAGCUUACUUCUGCGCUGAAAAAUAAGGUGCAUACCACUAAAGUGAUUUUUAAAGAUUAUUAGAUAUUAUAUUCAUUAUCCUCAAGCGUCCUAGCAGGGUGUUCUUUUAUUUGCAAGUUAGUAUCAUGCCUUAAAUAUAGACUUGUGCACUGAUCAUUUACAUGAUGGCCUAAAUCUUUUGGAGUUGCACAGUACAUUCAGGGAUUGAUAACUGACUUGGUCAUACAUAUACAACUUACUUUGUUAUACUUGCACAUGUGCAUAAUUCAUUUCUA